Molecule: messenger RNA, 1347 nt
Organism: Echinops telfairi (small Madagascar hedgehog)
Lineage: Eukaryota; Metazoa; Chordata; Mammalia; Afrosoricida; Tenrecidae
Gene: MRPS5
Product: mitochondrial ribosomal protein S5
Exons: 11
Coding region: 175-1230 (351 amino acids)
Biological process (GO): translation
Cellular component (GO): ribosome
Molecular function (GO): RNA binding; structural constituent of ribosome
Source: RefSeq, a predicted model, not a curated record
UUGUGGCCCAGGCAGCUUUUCUUAAACACUUUCCCAACAACUUCCGUUUUGGCAUUGAAGACUGCCCUCGGGAAUGGCCCUUUGUCAUCACUGGGGACCAGAGGAAACUGUCAUUACACCAUCUUGAGCCAUGUACUACAGACACAAGGCUGUGUUUAUUCUCCUAGUAACUGGAUGGGCCAACAGUGUAGACCCUCCAGUUUCUUCAAUAAAUUGACAGCAGAUGAGCUGUGGAAAGGUGUUUUAGCAGAGAGCGGUGCUGGAGCAAGAAAAGGAAGAGGCAAAAGAGUUAAGAAAAAGAGAAGAAAGGAUUUGAACAGGGGUCAGAUCAUUGGUGAAGGGCGUUCUGGUUUCCUCUGGCCUGGUCUGAACGUCCCUCUGAUGAGAAAUGGAGCGGUGCAGACCAUCACACAAAGGAGCAAGGAGGAGCAGGAGAAGGUGGAAGCCAACAUAAUCCAACAGAGAGAGGAGUGGGAACGGAGGAGGAGAAUUAAGGCUAAGCGGGAGCGAGGAUGGAGCGGAAACUCCUGGGGAGGCGUCAGUCUUGGCCCCCCUGACCCUGGUCCCAACGGAGAAACCUAUGACGAUUUUGAUACCAGAAUACUAGAGGUAAGAAAUGUUUUCAACAUGACUGCAAAAGAGGGAAGAAAGAAAUCGGUCCGUGUCCUGGUGGCUGUGGGGAAUGGGAGAGGUGCUGCAGGUUUUGCCCUUGGGAAAGCUGCUGAGCGGAUGGACGCUUUCAGAAAAGCGAAGAACAGAGCAGUCCACUAUCUGCACUAUGUGGAGCGGUAUGAAGACCACACCAUCUUCCAUGAUAUUUCCCUGAGGGUUAAAAGGACGCAUAUCAAGAUGAAGAAACAGCCCAGAGGCUACGGCCUCCGCUGCCACCGGGCCAUCAUUACCAUGUGCCGACUCAUUGGCAUCAAAGACAUGUAUGCCAAGGUGUCUGGGUCCCGAAACAUGCUCAACCUCACGCGGUGCUUCUUCCAUGGACUCGCCAGCCAGGAAACUCACCAGCAGCUGGCUGAUAAGAAGGGUCUCCAUGUGGUGGAAUUCCGGGAGGAAUGUGGCCCUCUGCCCAUCGUGGUCGCCUCCCCCCAGGGGGCCUUGAGAAAGGACCCAGAACCAGAAGAUGAGGUUCCAGACAUCAGGCUUGACUGGGAAGACGUGAAGACAGCCCAGGGGAUGAAGCGCUCCAUUUGGUCAGGCUUGAAGAGAGCUGCCACCUAAGCGCCCUCCGGCCUUAGAGCCGCGGCCCUGGGGCUGCCAGCUCCUCCCACAGACUGCGCCUGCACCUCGGAAUGCCAGGUCUUCUUUCUUCACAAACAGUAAACCAUUGUAGCUUCA